AAAAGCCGCGAAGAGAAAACCGGCCAAGUCGAUCUCCAAGUUUUCUAAAUCUAUGUUUUGCGUUUUAUGAUUUCAAACAUGACCGUCGAGAGAUGUCCGGAUAAUCCGAUGCCUGGUCGUCGUGAGAUUUUAGAUGGGAAGCCUGGUAAAUACGUGUGGCAAACUUAUGAAGAAGUAUAUGAAUUGGUAAUUAAAGUGGGAAAUGCUAUGCAAAGUUGUGGUUUUGGGGAAGGAGAAAAAUGUGGCAUUUAUGGUGUGAAUUCUCCAGAAUGGGAUUAUAAGCAUGGAGGCCUGCAAUGCUCAUGGACUUUAUUGUGUUCCUUUAUAUGAUACUCUAGGAUGAAAAUCGAUAUAGCGCUGGAAGAUCAUGAGGAGCACAUAAAAUGAAACAUGCUGAGAAAGCACGGAAUCUGGUCAGCAAAAUAC
Messenger RNA from Juglans regia (Persian walnut), 426 nucleotides. RefSeq names its product long chain acyl-CoA synthetase 4-like. Gene Ontology annotation, cellular component: endoplasmic reticulum; membrane. Bases 67 to 330 code for a protein of 87 amino acids. Gene Ontology annotation, molecular function: long-chain fatty acid-CoA ligase activity. NCBI's taxonomy places the organism in Eukaryota, Viridiplantae, Streptophyta, Magnoliopsida, Fagales, Juglandaceae. The transcript has 6 exons. The record is from RefSeq and is a predicted model, not a curated record.